UGUUCUAGGAUUCUGUACGGAAACAUACUUCAAGUGUAGUGAAUAAAGUAUUGAAUUUCAAUUGAAGCAGAUCCACUGGAAAACAAAUCUGAUUAUUAACUAUGGACAGUCAAACAUUUCGUCACAGGCAACCGUGGAAAGUGUUUACACUAUUCUUGGCUGAAUUCCUCGGCACAGGGAUGUUGCUGUUCGGCGGAUGCAUGGCUGGUUUGGAUGGGUUCGACAACAUCACUACAAACAUUAGCCGUGGGAUCACCUUCGGAAUGGUAGUCAUGAUGGCAUUCAUCACCUUUAGCGCUACUUCGGGUGCGAUUAUUAAUCCUGUAGUAUCACUAGCGGCCUAUAUCUACGGCACAUUACCGUUCCCGCUGAUGCUUGUAUACAUUGUGGCUCAAUUCGCUGGAGCACUUUGUGGUUAUGGUCUAUUACGGGCUGUCACACCGUGGCAGUAUUACCUGCAAGCUCUGGAGCACGGCGAUGGCCAUUGCGUCACCGUGCCUCACGCUAGCCUUUCUUCUGGAAUGGCCCUUGCUGUCGAGAUCUUGCUAACGGGCAUAUUGGUGUGGACGAAUUGUGGUGUCUGGGACCCGCGGAAUAAGAAGGAUAGUGAUUCUGUUCCUAUUAAGUUCGCCUUUCUUAUUGCCGGUCUUUCGAUUGCUGGCGGACCCAUCACUGGUGCUAGUAUGAAUCCAGCACGUACACUAGCUCCUGCUGUAUGGAACCAUUCAUACAAAGGUCUCUGGAUUUAUUUUGCCGGUCCUACGGUUGGUGCCAUUCUCACGGCAUCGAUAUAUCGGUACAUCUUUUGGCAAGAAUAUAAAGCUACUCCUAGCUUUGCAUGUAAUUGUGCAGACGGUCUUGCAAAGCAAGAGUUCAAUUCUGCUAAAACUGUACCUUGA
Messenger RNA from Anopheles funestus (African malaria mosquito), 899 nucleotides. RefSeq names its product aquaporin AQPAn.G-like. Gene Ontology annotation, biological process: transmembrane transport. Gene Ontology annotation, cellular component: plasma membrane. The coding region runs from base 102 to 899 and encodes 265 amino acids. The transcript is spliced from 4 exons. Lineage: Eukaryota; Metazoa; Arthropoda; Insecta; Diptera; Culicidae. Gene Ontology annotation, molecular function: water channel activity. The record is from RefSeq and is a predicted model, not a curated record.